UUUUGGAGUGCUGGGGAACUUUUUCCCCUUUUUGAGGCCAGAGGAAAGGGAAUGCCCAAUCCAGAGAGACAUGGGGGCAAGAAGGACGGGAGUGGAGGAGCUUCUGGAACUUUGCAGCCGUCAUCGGGAGGUGGCAGCUCGAACAGCAGGGAGCGUCACCGCUUGGUAUCGAAGCAUAAGCGGCAUAAGUCCAAGCACUCCAAAGACAUGGGAUUGAUGACUCCCGAAGCAGCACCUUUGGGUACAGUUAUCAAACCUUUGGUGGAGUAUGAUGACAUCAGCUCUGAUUCCGAUACCUUUUCUGACGACAUGGCCUUCAAGUUAGACAGGAGGGAAAACGAUGAACGUCGUGGAACUGAGCGGAGUGACCGCCUGCACAAACAUCGUCACCACCAGCACAGACGUUCCCGGGACUUACUAAAAACUAAGCAGACCGAGAAGGAAAAAAACCAGGAAGUCUCCAGCAAGUCAGGAUCGAUGAAGGACCGGAUAUCAGGAAGUUCAAAGCGUUCAAAUGAGGAGAAUGACGAGUACGGGAAGGCGCAGAUCUCCAAAAGCAGCAGCAUCAAGGAAUCCAGGUCAUCCAAACUGCAUAAGGAGAAGACCCGAAAGGAACGCGAGGUGAAGUCUGGGCACAAAGACCGGAGUAAAAGUCAUCGGAAAAGGGAAACACCCAAAAGUUACAAAACCGUGGACAGCCCGAAACGGAGGUCCAGGAGUCCUCACAGGAAAUGGUCUGUCAGCCCCAAGCAAGAUGAUAGCCCCUCAGGAGCUUCUUACGGCCAAGAUUAUGACCUCAGUCCUCCAAGAUCUCACACCUCUAGCAACUACGACUCUUACAAGAAGAGCCCUGGGGGUACCUCAAGAAGGCAGUCCAUUAGCCCACCGUACAAGGAGCCGUCCGCCUACCAGUCCAGCACGCGGUCACCCAGCCCUUACAGCCGACGGCAGAGGUCUGUGAGCCCCUACAGUCGGAGGCGGUCGUCCAGCUACGAAAGGAGCGGCUCUUACAGUGGGAGAUCGCCCAGUCCCUACGGCCGCAGGCGCUCCAGCAGCCCUUUCAUGAGCAAACGGUCUCUGAGUCGGAGUCCACUCCCCAGGAAAUCCAUGAAGUCUAGAAGUAGAAGUCCAGCAUAUUCAAGACACUCAUCUUCUCAUAGUAAAAAGAAGCGAUCCGGGUCACGCAGUCGACAUUCCAGUAUCUCACCUGUCAGGCUUCCAUUGAACUCCAGCUUGGGAGCUGAACUCAGUAGAAAAAAAAAGGAAAGAGCAGCAGCUGCAGCAGCAGCAAAAAUGGAUGGAAAAGAAUCCAAGGGGUCACCUAUAUUCUUGCCUAGAAAAGAGAACAGUUCAGUAGAGGCUAAGGAUUUAGGCUCGGAGUAUAAAAAGUUCUCCAGAGGUGUAAAAUUGGAGAAAUCUGCCCCAGAUACUGAACUGGUGAAUGUAACACGUAACACAGAGGUCAAAAAUUCUUUAGAUACAGGGAAAAUAAAGUUGGAUGAGAACUCCGAAAAGCAACCUGUUCCUAAAGAUUUGAAAGCACAGGGAACAAGAGACUCUAAACCCAUAGCAUUGAAAGAGGAGAUUGUUGCUCCAAAAGAGACAGAAACAUCAGAAAAGGAGAUCCUCUCUCUCCCCACAGUUACUUCUCCUCCACCUCCAUUACCAACUACUACUCCUCCACCUCAGACACCCCCUUUGCCACCUUUGCCUCCGCUACCAGCUAUCCCACAGCAACCACCUCUGCCUCCUCCCCAGCCAGCAUUUAGUCAGGUUCUUGCUUCUAGUACUUCAACUGCCCCUUCUGCUCAUCCAAGGACAUCUACUCUGUCCUCUCAGGCAAAUUCUCAGCCCCCUGUACAGGUUUCUGUGAAGACUCAAAUAUCUGUAACAGCUGCUAUUCCACACCUAAAAACUUCAACAUUGCCUCCUUUACCUCUCCCACCCUUAUUACCUGGAGAUGAUGACAUGGAUAGUCCAAGAGAAACUCUUCCUUCAAAACCUGUAAAGAAAGAGAAGGAACAAAGGACACGUCACUUACUCACAGACCUCCCUCUCCCUCCUGAGCUCCCUGGUGGGGAUCCGUCUCCCCCAGAAUCUCCAGAACCAAAGUCAAGCACACCACCUCAGCACCCAUAUAAAAAGAGACCAAAAAUUUGUUGUCCUCGUUAUGGAGAAAGAAGACAAACAGAAAGCGACUGGGGAAAACGUUGUGUGGACAAGUUUGAUAUUAUUGGGAUUAUUGGAGAAGGAACCUAUGGCCAAGUAUAUAAAGCCAAGGACAAAGACACAGGCGAGCUAGUGGCUCUAAAGAAGGUGAGACUGGACAAUGAGAAAGAGGGCUUCCCAAUCACAGCCAUUCGUGAGAUCAAAAUCCUGCGUCAACUAAUCCAUCGAAGUGUUGUUAACAUGAAGGAAAUUGUCACCGAUAAACAAGAUGCUCUGGAUUUCAAGAAGGACAAAGGUGCCUUUUACCUUGUAUUUGAGUAUAUGGAUCAUGACCUAAUGGGACUGCUAGAAUCUGGUUUGGUGCACUUUUCUGAGGACCAUAUAAAAUCUUUCAUGAAACAGCUAAUGGAAGGAUUGGAUUACUGUCACAAAAAGAAUUUCCUGCAUCGGGAUAUUAAAUGUUCUAACAUUUUGCUGAACAACAGUGGGCAGAUCAAACUAGCAGAUUUUGGACUUGCUCGACUCUAUAACUCCGAAGAGAGUCGCCCUUAUACAAACAAAGUCAUUACUCUAUGGUACCGACCUCCAGAACUUCUACUAGGAGAGGAGCGUUACACACCUGCCAUAGAUGUGUGGAGCUGUGGAUGCAUCCUUGGGGAACUGUUCACAAAGAAGCCUAUUUUUCAAGCCAAUCUGGAACUGGCUCAGCUAGAACUGAUCAGUCGACUCUGUGGUAGCCCUUGUCCAGCUGUCUGGCCUGAUGUUAUCAAGCUACCAUACUUCAAUACCAUGAAACCGAAGAAGCAAUAUAGAAGGCGUCUACGAGAAGAAUUCUCUUUCAUUCCUUCAGCAGCACUUGAUUUGCUAGACCAUAUGCUAACACUGGAUCCUAGCAAACGUUGCACAGCUGAACAAACCCUUCAGAGUGACUUCCUGAAAGAUGUUGAACUCAGCAAAAUGGCUCCUCCAGACCUCCCCCAUUGGCAAGACUGCCAUGAAUUAUGGAGUAAGAAACGGCGACGCCAACGACAAAGCGGUGUUGUGGUAGAGGAACCACCUCCAUCUAAAACCUCUCGAAAAGAAACUACCUCAGGGACAGGUGCUGAGCCUGUGAAGAACAGCAGCCCAGCACCACCUCAGCCUGCUCCUGGCAAAGUGGAGCCUGGGGCUGGGGAUGCAAUAGGCCUCGGUGACAUCACACAGCAGUUGAAUCAAAGUGAAUUGGCAGUGUUACUGAACCUGCUGCAGAGCCAAACCGACCUGAGCAUCCCUCAGAUGGCACAGCUGCUUAACAUCCACUCCAACCCAGAAAUGCAGCAGCAGCUGGAGGCCCUGAACCAAUCCAUCAGUGCCCUAUCGGAAGUGACUUCCCAGCAGCAGGACUCAGAGCCUGUGGCUCCAGAAGAGUCUUUGAAGGAGGCACCCCCUGCCCCACUGGUUCAUCCUUCAGCAGAACAGACAACCCCUGAAACUUCAAGCACACCAGCUGACAUGCAGAAUAUGUUGGCAGUUCUCUUGAGUCAACUGAUGAAAACCCAGGAGCCAGCAGGCAGCCUGGAGGAAAACAACAGUGACAAGAACAGUGGGCCACAGGGGUCCCGAAGAACUCCCACAAUGCCACAGGAGGAGGCAGCAGAGAAGAGGCCCCCUGAACCCCCUGGACCUCCACCGCCGCCACCUCCACCCCCUCUGAUUGAAGGCGAUCUUUCCAGCGCCCCCCAGGAGUUGAACCCAGCCGUGACAGCCGCCUUGCUGCAACUUUUAUCCCAGCCUGAAGCAGAGCCUCCUGGCCACCUGCCACAUGAGCACCAGGCCUUGAGACCAAUGGAAUACUCCACCCGACCCCAUCCCAACAGGACUUACGGAAACACUGAUGGGCCUGAAACAGGGUUCAGUGCCACUGACACUGAUGAACGAAACUCUGGUCCAGCCUUGACAGAAUCCUUGGCUCAGACCCUGGUGAAGAACAGGACCAUCUCAGGCUCUGUGAGCCACCUUGGGGAGUCCAGCAGUUACCAGGGCACAGGGUCAGUGCAGUUCCCAGGGGACCAGGAUCUCCGUUUUGCCAGGGUCCCCUUAGCAUUACAUUCAGCGGUUGGGCAACCAUUCUUGAAGGCUGAGGGAAGCAGCAACUCAGUGGUACAUGCAGAGAACAAAUUGCAAAACUAUGGGGAACUGGGGCCAGGAACCACCGGGUCCAGCAGCUCAGGAGCAAGCCUUAACUGGGGGGCCCCAACUCAAUCUUCUGCUUUUGGAAAACUCUAUCGGGGGCCUACAAGAGUCCCACCAAGAGGGGGAAGGGGGAGAGGAGUUCCUUACUAACCCAGAGACUGAUUUCAGCAUCCUUCCCUAUCCAUUCUUUCCAACGAGUCCUCUGAACCUUUAAUGAAAUCAUUUAUCAGAGUGAGGUAAUCAUCUGCAUUUGGCUACUGCAAAGCUGUCCAUUGUAUUCCUUGCUCACUUGCUACUAGCAGGUGACUUAUAACGAUGUUGGCACCAGUUCCCCUAGAUGGGCUAUAGCCAGAACAUUUACUUCAGCUAGAUAUAAGUAGAGAAUAUGGAGAGGGUCAUUAAAUUGAAAAGUAAAUAUUUUAUUAGUUCAUUGCCUGCACUUCUUGAGCAGAAGAAAAAGAAGAGUUUCAAUUUUGAGAUGGCUCAGGAGAGGCUCUCUUUAAGUUUUUAAAGUUUUUAUGGUUUCUUUUAACUUUUUUUUUUUUUCUUUAAAGAGAAUAGUGUACACAAAAUUUGAGCUGCUCUUAGGCUUUUGCUAAAAGAGAAACAGUGACCUGGCUGAUUUAAAUAAAUGUUUCCUUUCUCUCCACCAUCUUACAUCUUUGCUUUCAAGUAACCUCUUUUUUUUUUUUUUUUAAGCCCACAUUGAGCAUCUUGAACAUACAUUUUUUCCAAAUAAAUUACUUACUCUCAAAGUUUGUUCCACUUUUACAAAAGACAUGCCCUGUCUCCCUGCGUAUGAAGCAGGUUACAGAAAGUGACAUUCCUGGGCGAGUAGGUAGACUAACCUUAUCGCUUCCCUUUUUUAACCUCAUUUCUGUAGUUUCUGUCUCUCUCUACCCCCCUUUCCCUUUCUCCUUCCCUCUUUUUCUCUCCCUCCCUCCCUGCCUGUCUCCCUUCUUCCCUCCCUUCUUGUUCUCUGAGACAUUUAUUUGGGAAAAAAAUAUUCUUCGAGAUGCCCAAGAACCUGGGAUAAUUCCUUUACUUUUUUUGAAAUAAAGGAAAGGAUUCAGACUCUUAUAGUGUUCUCUGUAACUCUUCAAUUCUAAAAUUGUUUUUUUUUUUAAACCAUGUUCUGAUGGUGAAGUUAUUUAUAAAUGCAGACGACAUAGGACAUUGUGGCUGAGCUGAGGUUAGAGAUGAUGCCUCCAUACCUAGAGGGCUAGUAAGAGCGGUUAGCAUAUUGUUUACACAUAUAUUUUUAUGUCAAAAAACUUUGAAACAGAGCAUUGUAAUAUUGUCAAAGAGAAAAAAACAUCUUGAAAAUACAUGGAAAUAUGACUUAGUUUAGGGUGGAUAUUUUUCUGAAGAUAUAUCAAUACCUGAGACCUUUUUAAAAAAAUAAUUUUAAAAGAGCAGACCAUAAGAAAGAUCAGUAUUGACAUAUACACAUCUCAGCAUGUAUAUCCUGCCAAUUCUUCUAGGGAUUUUCCUCCAGAGAGUUUUGGUUUUGGUAAAAGGGGUUAAAUUAUGACUUCAUGGCAAAACCUUGCCUGAUGAAGAACAGGAAAUGGAAAAGGGAAAGGCUUUCUGGGUGGAAUAACUUGGGGAGGUUUCUCAUUCUGGCUUCCAUUUCUAUGUGAGUACCAGCAUAUAGAUAGAGUGUUUUAAAAAAUACACAUUCAUAUAAAUUAUCUUCACAGACUUAGAUCUUUGUGAAAUGUAGGUUUAGCCCCCUUUUACAAAAAAAAAAAAAAAAAAAAGGGCAAGCAUGCUUCAGCAUCUUGGAGAAUAGUUUUCAGAGUUCAAGUGAAGUUUCGUGUUUCAAUGCCAAGUUCAUAUAUUAAAAAAUAAAAACUAUUGUAAGAGGAAGGUGCACUAAUAAAAAAAAAACUUUAAAGAAAUGAAAGAAGAACCCUCUUCAGAUACUUACAUGAAGACUAUUUCCCCUGUUACUGAAAUAGGUAGAUAUCGGUGUGUGUAUUUCUUUAUUUUCUGGUUUUUGAUCUGACCUUGCCCUCAAGGUCAAACACUGAUUAGAAAGAGAAUCUUCUAGCCAUUUUGGCGUUGAUGGCUUUUUAUACCAGUGUGUCCAAUUAUAUUUGUUAGACUCACUGACUCAAUAAUUGGUAAAUUUCAUUAAAGUUUAUCUGAACCUUUUGUCUGUUGACUUCUUAGUCCUCAGACAUGGCCUUUGUAUUUUAGAACAUUUGAAUUUGAGGUAUUGGGCCCCACUCUCCCAUUUUUGAUUAAAGAAUUUAAGCCUGGGAUGCUUUCAAAAGUAUCCGAUGACAAAAAUUGGUUUCCCAUCAAAUAUGAAUAAAAUUCUAUAUAUAUUUUAAUUGUAUUUUGGUUAUCAACAAUCAAUAAUGUUUUUCCCUCCCUACCACUUAUUUUUAAUUAUGCCAAAUAUUCUAAUAUGCUUAAGUCUCCAUUCCCCCAUCCCUACUAGGGAAGAGGGUGAGUGUAUGUGUGUAUGUGUAUGUGUGAUCCCAUCUCAUUCUCAUCCCCCAUUUUGGGACUCUAACCUUUAAAAUGAAAAAAAAAAAAAAAAAUUGGUAAUUUUUACUUUCUAAGCAGAGGAAACAAGAAACUCACUUAAAUGUCCUGGAAUCUUUGUGGAGGAAGAAAAGGUAUUUGUUAAUUUUUCAGCUGUAUUAUCUAACAUGAUGGAAGUAAAGGUUUGGCAGAAUUUCAACUUAACUGUUAGAAAGUUACAAACCCAAUUAAUUAUUCAAAAGUGGUUUUGGUUUGCUUUGAAUUACUGUACCAUAGGAGAUAUUAAGACCAUUAAAUACAUUAUUUUGAACAGACGAGAAAACUGUUCAUGAGUGAGAGAGAAAACUGGUUUGACUGUGAUCAUUUUUGUGUUUUUCCCAACAAAUUUGCUUGACCCAGUUUCCUUAGUUCUUUUUUCAACUGUCCUUAAAAAUGAUAAGGAUUUGAAGAUACCAAAUCUAUGUUUGAAAGCAGGGCAGUUAGCACAAAUUUGUAAGUAGGACUUCUGUUAGCUUAGCCAUAGACAUCACCCAACCACUUGUGUGUGUGUGUGUGUGUGUAUAUAUAUAUAUGAGAUAUAUAUAUACAUAUAUAAUAUACAUAUAUAGUUACAGUACUAAAAUGGUUACCAGCCGGUUUUGAGAGAGAAUGCUGCAUCAAAAAAAGUGUCAGUUGCCACCUCAUUCUCCCUGAUUUAGGUUCUGACACUGUGUUCCUUUUCUCUCUCAUUUUUUUGCCCCCCAUUGGGUGUACCUUGUCUAUGUACAGAUAUUUUGUAAUAUAUUAAAUUUUUUUCUUUCAGUUUAUAAAAAUGGAAAGUGGAGAUUGGAAAAUUAAAUAUUUCCUGUUACUAUACCACUUUUGCUCCAUUGCAUUUACUUCUCAGUCUGUACCCUCUGAGUAGAUUUAAUUACGUAUAAAGGACAUUUUUCCUCCACUUUAUCUUAGGGGUACUUUAUCUCAGAAUUGCUGUAUGUAGACCGAAAAAAAAAAGUUCUCAGGGUGUGAAGAGGUUCUUAAACAUUAGACUAGGAACUAGAGAAUUAAAAAAAAGUUGGGGAAAACCAUAAGAUGUGAUUUACCUUUUUUUUAAAGUAGAAAACAGUUACACAAAUAAUGAUGGUGCCAGGCUUUUAAAAGAGUUGAGUUUCAUGUACCCCAGCUCCUCCUGAAAGGAGAGGUAAGUGGGUUUGAGCUCAGCUGUUGUCAAGGGAAGUUGGUAACAGACUGGUUAGACCAAAGAAUAGACCCUCCUGGUCCCUCACCUGUCAGCAUGGGGAUUAGCAUGCCUAGCUCUGUUUACAUUCUCUGAUGCAUUGCCAAUCCAGAAAGUGAGUCAAAGUUGUUUUAAGUGUAAAAUUCCUCUUAUUUCCAAAAUCUUUCCUACCUCAACCAGAAAAUAGAGUUGCUUUCCUUUCUCUUUCAUGGUUUAGGGUUCUGAACUAAAUAUUCCCUGACAGGAUGUGCGGAAGUACUGCGAAUGAUGUAAGUAGGCAGAGAGCAAACAAACCUGUCCGAAGACAGACAGGGAGAGGAUACACCAGGCAGAAGACAAAGGGAGAGCAGACAUCCAGGCUUCAGGGAGUUGUGGAUGGGGUGACAGUCAUAUCAGAUUAAGGGGCACAUAGAAGAAGGGAAAUUAGGAGGAAGUUGUAUUUUAAAAUGUGAUGAUUGUUAGCCUGUUUUUGAAUCUGAAGUUUGGGGCAGCCAGUGGGCUGUUGCAUCUUUACCUAAAAGAAUGGAGAGCACAAGACUAUUCCAACUUCUGGAAUUCUGUGUUCCUGGUUAGCCUCCAGAGAAAAGAACUUUGUUUUCAGUCUUUAUAUUUUGCAAGUUCAUGACUAGGAGUAUGAACUUCAACCUGCUAAAGAAUGCUAUUUCCAUUUCAUCACAGUGGCUGUCUUUUCAACGCUAUGCUUAAAGGUUCAGGGCCUAACUAACCUGAACUUCUCUUUCACAUCCAAGGCUGUUUCUAACUGAAAACCAUACUGUUCAGUUAUCUGAAUUUCUUAGGCACUACUUUUCCCCCUAGACAUACAUCCUUAACCAUAUGCCUUAAGGAAGUUAAGUGUCUGUGGUGCUGAGAUUUCCACUGUUACUAAAGAUUGCCCCGUAGCUUGACUGAUCCUUAGGCACUGAGUUACUUCUCUGUUAACAAUUUAGUCAUCCUGGACAGCUGGGGGAUAGAAGUGGGACAUUUGUCAAGUAAGGAAAUGUUCAGCCAUUCCAAGGGAAAGGCAGAAGUGCUAAGUCUUCUUAGUUCCUAGGAGGCAAGAUGAGCAUUCCUGGACAUUGGUCAUUUUUACUGUCCAAGCAUGACAUUUCUCAUAUAUAGGAGUACUCAGAUUUAAAAACUUCAAAUCAGGAUAGACAGACUUUGGGGGAAGUAAUGACUCUUGGAAUUGCUGGUGGUGGUCUUCCACUCCUUACCAUAAGCAGCUGUCUUUCCAUCCACUUCUCAUUUCCUAAUUUUCUCUCUCCUCACUUACUACCCAGCUCGUGCUUGAGGCCUACCAGAGGUCUUGAUUGCUUAGCCCUGCAGGGGAGAGUUAUUGCUGCUUCAUAGUUUUGAAGCAUAAUGAGAGGUAAUUCAGAAGACAAAUAGCUAUUCCAGAUCCUCAACUAAUGGGAUGGGAGGUAAAGGAGAAAGUGAAAUAGCUAUGCUUUCUUACUGCUAAGAACCAUGAAGAGAGUUUUAUAUGGUGUGUGGGGUAUUAGAGGUUCCUUCACUCGUCUAGGAAAGGCAGGGAGUCUCAACCUUCGUCUCUCCAUCCUCUUCCCUCAUAAUCCUGAGACAUUUUUUACUGGUGACAUUUCUGAGCUCAGUUGCAGAUGGUGUCUGUGGGAAGUAAAGCUUGGUGAGAAGAGGGACCUGCUAUCCAUGAAAACACAGAUGAGGGCUUGAUUAAUCUCUUGGGUGCCAAAAUGCUUUGGCCACUGAAUAGCUUGCAUAGCUCUAUCUUAAAAAUUAGUAGCCCAAGACUGAGAGAAGUAGGCAGAUUUGAGGUCAAUUUUUAGUGCUCUCUAGAAUGGUGAGUUGUUAGUAACAUUUCUCAACAUGCAGCCCUCAGCUACAGCCUUUUCUGGAAUAAGAGGGUAUGGCCAGGAAAUAAAUUCACUUAGACAUAGGUUCUCUGGGACCUGGAAAUAGGUUUUUGAAUGUUUGGCCAUGUCUUCGUUGUUAAAUGAAGAUAGUGCUGAUAGUUGUUAAGGAAUGAAGGUUGUUUUGUCUAAGCUAGCUGAUUUGGGGUGUGAGGGCCACUAUGGAGAGACUUAAAGUCUACAUUGUAGCAGUCAGCUAAGUGAAGAGCAAAGUCUGCUCUUGGAGUGUGUCUUUACCUUAAUGCAUGGGCGCUCUCAGGUAGGAGAGCCGCCUUCUUCCUAGAACUGUAAAACACCAUGUAAUGAGAGACACCCUUGGUCAGGGUCAGCUUGUGGACUGACAACCCUCCCCACCAAGGCUAAUACAACCUUGAAUGCUUUUGACCCUGGAGAAAAGAGACUAAAUUCAAAGACUUAGGAGCCUCAGCCUUUUUAUAAAUUUGGGAACUUCUGAGUUUGGCCUUAUACAAAUAUUUACAAUUUCUGUUAGGGGACCAAAGGUCUCAUAAUAAUGAAGCAACAGAAGAUGGAGAGAAGGGAGAAUUGUCUAGUCUGGUAGCUGGGCUGCUGAUACUUAGGGUCUAGUUGCUUAUAAAGGAGAGAUAGGUGAAAUGGAAGGGGAGAAAUAUGGGUGGGCUAGUGAAAGUUGAGGGAUAAUUGCCUUAAAGUUUCAUGACUCAGUUCAGGGAGACCCCAUAAAAUAUCACUGUAAAUCUCCCCUUGAUGACAAUAACGUUACCCUUUGCCUAGAGGACGGCCCUAUAACCCGUAUCCUGGGGGAUGCCAGGAAAACAUUUUACUUGAGAACCUAGAUUAUAAAGAGGGACGCUGUUUAGCACUGCUGUCCACAGUUCAAAAGAACAGUUCAGGAAAGAAGGAGGGAGAAAUGUAUAUGCAUCAUGUUAAAAAGUUCUUUGUAUUUUUGGAGUUUUAAAACUCUUGCAACCUGGAAACUGUACUAUUCCUUUUGCCUUUGUUCUAUAUCCAAGCAAAGGUAGUUCUUUGAAGAGCAAACAAACCAGCUCAUAUGAAUUUGAGUUACAGAAUGUUAGCAACCACAGAAGGACAUGAGCUUGUCUAAACCAGUGCCUCCUUUAGCCAGAAAGGUAAAAAAAGCAGUGUUUGGAGAAAGAAGAACGAGAAAGAGAAGGGAUGUGGUUGGGGACCUGCGUGGUGUCAGGCACUGUGCUAAGCACAUUGCUUUUAUUACCUUGAUUCUUAAACAUGUUGCUGCUUGGGGGUGGAAAGAGUAAAGACAAAUCCCUCUUACUGUCCUGACCAACAGGUAGGAGACAAAGGGCGGUGGAGACCAUUUUUUUCCUGUCUAGACUAUUUGAGAAGUGAGUCAGCUUUUGAGAGAGAGAACUCUACUGAACUCUACUUGUGAACAACUAAUUCUAUUCCUAGAGACCCUCCAAAAUUAUGAUAAGUAGGCUAGAGGCAGGACUGGUAGACGACAAGAUCACUGUUGGCUCUGAGAUUGAUUUUCAUUCUAGAAAAGGUCAUGACCUGAAAAUACAGGAUUAAUCUUAGAAUAGGGCUUCUUAUACUAAGGAGCCUUCAAAGAAAGUUGUGUUUAUAUACUAUGAACCGAGGAAAUAAAUUUGUUGGGUAACCAGUCUUGUUUGCAGGGGGUGGGGUGUACGGGGGGUUGUGUUGUUUUGUAAUACUUUGAAUUCAUGAAAUAAUUUGUAUUUUGGGAAGACCCAGUGCCAAGUCAAUGUUAGUAGGGGCAGGUGGCAGCCUGAAAAAUUGAAAGAAUAACACUGACUUCCUUAUAGAUCUUUGCUGUGAUAUCCCAAGGAUUAUACCAGGAGGCAGCUUCACUGGGGAGUGGUAAUAUCAGCAGAGUCAUGUCCUGAGCACAGGGCAACUUCUCGGGGAAAUGAGGGAGGCUCCCACCUUCAGGAAGUUUCUGGGACUAGUGAGUGAUGAAGCUUAUACCUGGGCGGGAAAUGGCAUUUGGUGUUUGUCAGCACGUUUCUGUCAAUUAUAAAAUAAAACAGCCCCCUAGUACUUAUGGAACUAAAGCAAAGCAGUAAGAGAAAGUGGAGCAAGCCAGAGCAGAUUCUUGGAAGGUAACGAAGACAGGGACAUGGGAGAGAGGAAGGUGAUGGCCAAAGAGAAAACUUAGGACGGAUCACGUGUUUUUUGCGGAGGGCUGCGGAUGUCCAGGGUGUCUAGUGGAAGAUUAUUAGUGAAGUCAGAGGCGUGAUCUUGUUGGACUGAAUGAGGAAUCUGGGUUUGAUUUGGUAAGCAGUCACAGGGGGCAAAGCAUGAGUGCGAUGUGGAGCACUGGGACAGCCGUCCUGGGUCGAGGAAGUAGGAAUGCUUUCUAGGGUAUCGUUCUUGUCCAGAUGGGAGACGCUGAGGGCCUGGACUAGAGUAGUUAAGGGGAAUGAGAAGGAAGGCAGUAGCCCCAAGAAACUAGUGAAACUUGAUGAUCGUGUGCAUGUGAGGAGGAAUCAAAGCUAGGGUAAGGAUGGUGACUCCUGGACAACGUAUGUCAUUGACAGUGAUGGGCUCUUGGGAAAGAGGGUGCUGCUUUGUGUUUUUGAGAAGUAGGAAGUGUUCACCAGGUGGUGGGAUGUGCCUGUGCUCGGUGUGGCAGAGUCCAGCAGGAGGCACUGUCUGCGGGAAAUAGUGCAGUGUGUGCCCCAGACAUUCACCUGCUCUGCCCUUCCCAGGUUUGAGGGCAGGUG
This is a messenger RNA of Talpa occidentalis (Iberian mole), 12644 nucleotides long. It is a transcript of the gene CDK12, whose product is annotated as cyclin dependent kinase 12. The record is from RefSeq and is a predicted model, not a curated record. Gene Ontology annotation, biological process: positive regulation of transcription elongation by RNA polymerase II; transcription elongation by RNA polymerase II; protein phosphorylation. Gene Ontology annotation, molecular function: RNA polymerase II CTD heptapeptide repeat kinase activity; ATP binding; cyclin binding. NCBI's taxonomy places the organism in Eukaryota, Metazoa, Chordata, Mammalia, Eulipotyphla, Talpidae. Gene Ontology annotation, cellular component: nucleus; cyclin/CDK positive transcription elongation factor complex.